This is a messenger RNA of Elgaria multicarinata webbii, 2247 nucleotides long. Its product is annotated as guanylate cyclase soluble subunit beta-2-like. Gene Ontology annotation, molecular function: guanylate cyclase activity; heme binding. Lineage: Eukaryota; Metazoa; Chordata; Lepidosauria; Squamata; Anguidae. The record is from RefSeq and is a predicted model, not a curated record. Bases 1 to 2247 code for a protein of 748 amino acids. Gene Ontology annotation, cellular component: guanylate cyclase complex, soluble. Gene Ontology annotation, biological process: cGMP biosynthetic process; response to oxygen levels. The transcript has 16 exons.
AUGAUCACCAUAUUACCUCCAUUAUCAGAGCAAUAUGGAUUUAUCAACACUUGCCUGAAGUCUCUUCUUAUAGAGAAAUUUGGUGAAGAAACAUGGGAAACUCUCAAAAUACAGGCUGGGGUUGAAGACACCUUUAUGACAUAUACAGUAUAUGACGAUGCUGUCACAGUAAAGUUGGUCGAAGAAACCUGCAAAACACUAAAUGUGUCGCAAGAAGCUGUCCUGAAACUUUUUGGGGAAUAUUUUUUCGGUUUCUGUAAGAUGUCUGGGUACGAUAGAAUGCUGCGGACGCUAGGCGGAAACUUGAUGGAGUUUAUUGAGAACCUUGAUGCCCUUCAUAGCUACCUUGCCUUGUCCUACCAGGAAAUGAAUGCACCAUCAUUUCGAGUGGAAAGAACAGAUGGCAUGAUGUUACUCCACUAUUACUCUGACAGGAAAGGCCUGUGUCACAUUGUCCCAGGCAUUCUUGAAGCUGUGGCCAGAGAUUUCUUUGACAGUGAAGUGACACUGGAAAUUCUUAAUCAAAACGAAGAAGAGGAGCGCACCGGCAAGAAGGAGCACGUGAUAUUUUUUAUUUUGCAGAAGAAUAAAGAGGCAAAGGACAGGAGCAAAGAAAAGGCAAAUUCUGCCUGUGCAGAUAACUCUCAGGAGGAUAAGAAGGUGAUGAAAUUGAGACUUGAUGCAGCUUUUCAUAAAGGAAAGGAAGAAUCUGUAGAAAAGGAAUCCCACUGGGACACUGUGAGAAAUAUUGUGAAAUUUGGGAAAGGCAACUUUUUACGUACAUUUGAACCACUUUUCCCUGAGAGGAUUUGGGUGGAGGAGAGAACAUUUUGCUGUGCUUUUCCUUUUCACAUAGUGUUUGAUGAAACAUUGAAGAUUAAGCAAGCAGGCGUUAAUCUUCAGAAAUUUGUACCAGGAUUGAAGAUACUUGGAACCAGAUUAGACAAAUAUUUUUCUAUUGUUCAUCCACAAGUUACAUUCACGAUUUUCAGCAUACGGAAGUUUAUCAAUAGCCAGUUUGUUCUCAAGACACGAGGGGAUAUGUUGCCUCAGUCGUGGAAGAAGCAGCCUGCACUAAAGCUCAGAGGACAAAUGGUCUGGAUGGAUUCCAUCCAGUGCAUGAUGUACUUGUGCUCACCAAAGCUACGCAGUUUGGAGGAGCUGGAGGACCUGCAGAUGCACCUGUCUGACCUAGCACAGCAUGACACAACAAGGGACCUCAUCCUCUUCAACCAGCAACGGCUGGCAGAGAUAGAGCUCUCCAACCAGCUGGAGAGGAAGAAGGAAGAGCUCAGGCUUCUCUCCAAAAACCUGGAGGCAGAAAAGAAGAAAUCAGAAACUCUGCUGUACGCCAUGUUGCCAAAACAUGUCGCCAAUCAACUGAAAGAGGGCAAAAAGGUCGAAGCAGGAGAUUUUAGUUCCUGCACGAUACUUUUCAGUGAUGUCGUGACUUUCACAAACAUCUGCUCUGUCUGUGAACCUAUUCAGAUAGUGAAGAUGCUUAAUUCAAUGUACUCCAAGUUUGAUCGACUAACUAGUGUCCAUGGCGUUUAUAAAGUGGAAACGAUAGGUGAUGCCUACAUGGUUGUAGGAGGGAUCCCCGUGCCUGUCAGUAGUCAUGCUGAAAGGGUGGCUAAUUUUGCCCUGGGCAUGAGAAUUGCUGCCAAAGAAGUUAUGAAUCCUAUUACUGAUCAACCUAUACAGAUUAGAAUUGGGCUACAUACCGGACCGGUGUUGGCUGGAGUAGUCGGAGAGAAAAUGCCCAGAUAUUGUUUAUUUGGUGACACAGUUAAUACAGCUUCUAGGAUGGAAAGUCAUGGGCUCCCAGACAAAAUCCAUGUCAGCCCAACAGCGUUCAGCGCAUUACCCCAACAUGCGUUUGAGAUGGUGGAAAGGGGAGAAAUAGAGGUCAAAGGCAAAGGGAAAAUGAGAACGUAUUUCCUGAGGCAAAACCUCUAUGCUACUGAAAAUGAAAUAAUGGGUCGAGCCGAAGAGACUUCUGGUAAUGCGGAUGACGCUUUGGAAAGUCAAGGCGGCAAGGAGAUUGUAAUGAUGAAGUAUGCUGAUUGUCAAGAGCGGCUUACUGCCAGAAAUGUAGAACAUGGAGAAGUUGUCAAAGGGUCUGAAAGCUAUUGUCCCCGUGGAGAUGAAUUGCAAGAAGAAAAUGAACCAUCACUUCGGAAUCAGUCGAGCUCAAUCCAUCUCGGCAACAACCACACUCCCUCAGCACUUUGCAUUAUGUUUUAG